Molecule: messenger RNA, 993 nt
Organism: Sinocyclocheilus rhinocerous
Lineage: Eukaryota; Metazoa; Chordata; Actinopteri; Cypriniformes; Cyprinidae
Product: fucolectin-6
Exons: 5
Coding region: 1-993 (330 amino acids)
Source: RefSeq, a predicted model, not a curated record
AUGGCAGAGUUCCAGCUUCUGAUGAUCACCGUGGCUGGGAUGGUAUUCAUCUCUGUGGGACCUUGUAUGGCCUAUCGGAUCACAGGAAAUGUUGCUUUGAAAGGUGUGGCCCAUCAGUCUGUUGACUUGUUGAACAGAAACACGGCUUUCAAAGCUGUCGAUGGAAACCGAGCAGCCAAUUUAGCAAAUGAUUCCUGCACUUACAUAACUGCAAAAAGUAACCCCUGGUGGAGAGUAACCCUGCAACAGCCGUACAAAAUUGUCAUGGUUUCCAUCACCAACUGGGGCGACUGUUGUGCUGAUAGGAUCAGUGGAGCCGAGAUUCGUAUUGGGAAUAGCCUUGUCAAUGACGGCAACCAGAAUCAGCUGGUUGCAAGAGUGUAUUCCAUGCUGCCUGGGAAAACACGGAAAUUCAAGUUCAGCCCCGUGGAGGGACAGUAUGUUAAUGUGCUCCUACCAGGAGUGGACCGCAUUCUGACAUUAUGUGAAGUAGAGGUGUACGCAGUCUCUGAAGACAUGGUAGCAUUAAUACUGUCCAACCAGAUCAACGUGGCACCAAAUGGACGAGCCACCCAGUCCAGUGUGAAUCGAGGUUCUACAGCGUGCCUGAGUCUUGCACAAAAUGCCAUUGAUGGGAAUCGCCAAUAUGACCUAUUGAAAGGCUCUUGCACUCAAACAGACACUGAAAGUAAUCCCUGGUGGAGAGUGGAUCUUAUGAAGACGUAUACAAUUGCAUCAGUGGCUCUUACCAACCGCGGUGACUGCUGCUCUGAGCAACUCAACGGAGUGGUGAUUCACAUUGGAGAUUCACUAGAGUCUGAGGGCCGUACAAACCCUGUGUGUGUUAAAGUGUCCUUCAUCCCUGCGGGAGGGACGGGGACGUUCAGGUGUGGCGGUGCACUUCAAGGCCGUUAUGUGACUUUGACUCUUCCAGGGGAAAACAGGACUCUGAGCUUGUGUGAAGUGGAGGUGUUCGGGCUUCCAACAGAAUAA